AUGGUUAAUGACAUUGAACGAAUUCGAGAACGUUUAUUAUAUACUGAAAAGCUCAAAUAUUUGGCAUUUUUUGGUGUUGCAACAAGUGCUUUUAUUGCAAUUGAUCGAUCAUUAGAGCUUUUUAAACGAUUAUCUGAAAGAAAUUUGAAACAAAAGCGAGAAGGCAAUUUUGAUCAAGAAGCGCCAAGUCGAAACAAUAGCAGUGCAGCAAGUUGUAAAUGUGAAUAUGGACCAUCGGGUCCAGCUGGACCAAAGGGUCGCGAUGGGAAAAAUGGUGUGGAUGGGUUACCAGGAAGCAAUGGAAUACCGGGAAUUGAUGGUGAUGUGAUUGUUGCCAAAGGAACUGAUUUCUGUUUUGAAUGUCCACCAGGAGAUGCUGGAUCUCCAGGACCUGUAGGUCCUAAAGGUCUACCUGAUAUACCUGGCGUUCCAGGCUUGAAUGCUGAUGGUGGUGAACGAAGUCCACCAGGACUACCAGGUUUGCCAGGACAAGCCGGACCUAAAGGACAACCAGGCAUUGAUGGGCAUAUCGUUAAGCAACCUGAACCACCGGACUUCCAGGAUGAAAAACUGCAAUAUAAUAUGAUGCUUUCAGGACCACAAGGUCCAGUUGGUACUCCAGGAGUUCAAGGUCUACCUGGAAUACCAGGACAUCAGGUUAGAUUAAUUUUAAUAUUUGCUGAACCAUUGAGCGAGCAGGAUCCACCACGAGAUCCUGGUAUCCCAGGACUCGAUGGUUGUCCUGGUUUUCCUGGAAAAAAAGGUACCACUGGAAAACGUGGACCAAGUGAAUCAUGUGUCCAUUGCCCAAAUCCAAGAACAGCACCAGGAUAUUAA
Brugia malayi is the source of this 837-nucleotide messenger RNA. RefSeq names its product Cuticle collagen 13 precursor, putative (gene Bma-col-173). Bases 1 to 837 code for a protein of 278 amino acids. The transcript is spliced from 7 exons. The record is from RefSeq and is a predicted model, not a curated record. Lineage: Eukaryota; Metazoa; Nematoda; Chromadorea; Rhabditida; Onchocercidae.